Messenger RNA from Engraulis encrasicolus (European anchovy), 3192 nucleotides. RefSeq names its product DR1-associated protein 1 (negative cofactor 2 alpha) (gene drap1). The record is from RefSeq and is a predicted model, not a curated record. Bases 149 to 853 code for a protein of 234 amino acids. Gene Ontology annotation, molecular function: RNA polymerase II general transcription initiation factor activity; core promoter sequence-specific DNA binding; protein heterodimerization activity. Gene Ontology annotation, cellular component: negative cofactor 2 complex; nucleus. NCBI's taxonomy places the organism in Eukaryota, Metazoa, Chordata, Actinopteri, Clupeiformes, Engraulidae. Gene Ontology annotation, biological process: transcription by RNA polymerase II. The transcript has 7 exons.
GGCUACGAGACCCAGUGAAAACCUGUUCAGAUAUUCUGGCUUGACGACUCUACUGACAUCAGCAAUCUCGCUAGUUCCGAGCCUCAGCCAGAAGUAAGGGGGAAUAAAAACAAAAUUGACGGAAUACCUCGGUGCGUGAUAUUAUAAAAUGCCUAGUAAGAAGAAGAAAUACAAUGCCAGAUUCCCUCCGGCCAGAAUUAAGAAGAUCAUGCAGACGGAUGAGGAGAUAGGCAAAGUCGCUGCUGCAGUUCCAGUUAUAAUCUCACGGGCCCUGGAGCUCUUUCUGGAGUCGCUCCUGACGAAAGCAUGUCACGUCACACAGGCGCGGAACGCCAAGACCAUGACCACGUCACACUUGAAGCAGUGCAUCGAGCUGGAGCAGCAGUUUGACUUCCUGAAGGACCUGGUGGCAGCCGUCCCUGACAUGCAGGGCGAGGGGGAGGACAACCACACAGAAGGAGGAGGAGGGGCCGGGGAGAAGGUCCCACGCAGAGGUCGUAAGCCUGGAACGGGUCGUAAGAACGGAGGUGCUGGCACCAAGGGGAAGGACAAGAAGCUGUCGGGCACAGAGUCUGAGCAGGAGGAGGAUUCAGAAGACAGCGAGACGGACGGAGACGAGGAAGAUGGCUCCCAGUCGAGCACAAAUCAGCAGUCGGCGUCACACUUUCACAGUCACCCCAUGCCCCCACAGCCACAGUAUAUGCACAUGGGCUCCGUACCGGGCGGGAUGACCCACAUGCAGCCCACGUCCUUCGCCCCGCACGCCUCCCUCAUGGCCACCGCACCCCCGCCCGCCCCUGCGCCCAACAACCCCGGCCUGGAAGACGACGACGACGAGGAUUAUGACUCUUAGCUCCCCCACACCACACACAAACACACACACACACACACACACACACACACACAGACACACACACACUCUUCUCCUCACACUUACCCCCACACACCAUCCUUUUUUCUUCCUCUGCACACGACCCACCUGGAAGAUGAUAACUCUGGUGUCUACCACGCCACACCACACCAUACACAUGCCCUCAAACCCAACAUCAUCCCCACCCUUCCCCUCUUCUCCAAAUUUGUCCCCUUUUUUCUCUCCUCUGCAGUGGACUAUGACUUAAACCGCCAACACCGUCGCCACCAUCACUAACAUCGUACUAUGAUACAAAUCUCCUUACUCUUCUGCACCCCCACUUCGAAGAUGACAACUCGGACUUGUGACUUUUAGCUUCUUCAACGCCCCAUAUGCCCCUCCCUCCAUCUGACUUUUUUUUUCCCCCCUUCUCCAGAAUCUCUCCCUCAUCCUCUUCUCUGUGCUCCUCCACAUCUUGUUAACUGUUUUACAUUUAGUUUUACCCUAAUGCUCUACCCCUACCUUGACAUCUGGGUUUUGUGGAAGGUGGAGUAGUUUUGCUUUGUUAUACUGCGUAAGGUCAGGAAAGAUUAAUUUAGGAGAAGGGGGUGUGAGACGGAGGUAACUUUAAUAUGGAGGAUGGGGUGGUCAGUGAAAGUGGUAGCUUUUUAACAUGACGAACACCUGUAAUACACACACACACACACACACACACACAAGGUUUCUUGAGACUGUAGUGAAUAAGCAGCUGUCACGAUGUGAAGACUUAAAAGAUUUAGUUGUAUAUUAGCUAAUGUGUUUUUUUGAGGCUCUCUGUUUUGUUGUCUUUUUUUCUUGUUUUUGUUUUUAAUUCUUAUUUUAUUGUAAAACGGAAAGAUGCGAUAGGAGAUGGAAGGAGUCCAAAAAUUGCAUUUUGAAACCAGAGACUUUUUUUUUUUUUGCUCGUUAAGAAUUUUAGACACUGAAGGCCAGCUUUCCUGGCUUGAUUUUGAGAGGUCUUUUUUUUGUUCUGUUUUGCUCAUUUUUUUUGUUCUUGGUAGUUUUUGUCGAUCUAAAUGCACCCCAGCACAGCUUUUAGAGGACAAAUAAUACCGGUCGUACAUUUGACCCCAUUCUGACUGUCUCAUUUUAGAGCCACUAAAGUAUGUAUUGAGUUUUUGGAAUAAAUUGCCCUUCCCCAAAAAAAUCCCCACAUUUUUCAGUUUCCAUCAACAAGUUACAGAUUUUAUGGAGAUGGUGAAAAGUUUGUUGUUGCUUUCACUUCCAUCAGUUUGAGCCUGGUAGAGAGGCCUGACAUAAGAGAAUUGUCUCUGACUACAGUCAUUCACUAUAUAGUAUAAUAUGCUGUGCAGGGGACAGACGAGACUGCCGUUUAGAAUGUUAUACUACGCUAUGUAAGGGAGAAAAUGGUAUAAUUACGCCCCAUGUAGUCAACCAUUUUGUAAAAGAAAACAUUUCAGACAGACUAAGUGAUGCAUAAUGUAAACGAAGCUCUAUCCAGCGUUAACUUGACUAAAAACCAAGCUGGCUAAUACGAUAACCCCUCUGCUCUCUCGGUGCAUGACAGCCUGACCCUUUUCCUAAAACACAUCGGUGUGGGUGCGCCAGUGCGUGUGUACACUACACACACUCGGAUACAACGCAAGGUGUAAAAGUAAUCAUUCCAAAGGCUUUGAAAAGCUAAUUUUGGAAUUCAUUGCACGUCAGCCUGAUUGUGGUUCUUUGGUCCCCUUUUCUUCAUGACUUGUCACAUUGGCUUUUAAAUGCUGACUAUUAAACCAGCAUUGGUUUGCUAACCUUGUUCAGAUAUACCCCAUCAUCAUCAUUGUCAUCAUUCUCUUUCCGGUUCUGGUCCGGAUUCGGCCCAUUUAUGGGUCAGAUGUGGCGUUGAAUCUGGCCUCCUUUCAGGCUUUAGCUGCUAACCGCCAAAGGCCAUUUACAACAUGGGGCUGCAUUUCCCAAAACCAUAGUUGCUAACUGUGGUAGCUACUUUGUUGUUGGCAAUGCAUUUUCUCAUUGCAACUACCCAAGUUGCUAACUGGCUAGCAACUAAUGUUUUUGAGAAAUGCACCCCUGAAGUGACAUUCUUGCUUAAUGUACCUCGACGUUGACACCAUGUUCAGAUAUUAAAUGCAUUUUUACUCCUUUCCUCCUGUCCAUUCUUUUCUUUUUCUUUUUUUUCUUUUUUUUAACAUGCCCGACCAUCAACUUACAUACAAACACAUACGUACACCUCCAUUUGUAUUUCUGCCUCACCCCUCGACAUGUCAAAUUUGAAGUUGUAUGUAAACUUUUAACAUUCUUUUUAUUUUGUAUGAGUGAAAUAAAUUUGAAAUUUCAAU